GCGUCUUGGAGUGUGAGUCGGCGCGGGUCGUUUGGAGCAUUGCACCCCCUUUACUAUGUUUCAUAGUAAGGAAAAUGAAAUCACAUAUCGCUAACUCCGUCAUAGUUAAUCAAAGCAGUUUUAAGUUUUUUAUGCAAAGAUGAAUUUGUACGGAACGCCUCUAGUGUUAUUCAUUUGAGUUCUGGAUUUACAUGUUAUAUAUACUUGGUGCUGUUGAGGAGUUGUGUGCUAUACAAUUUAUUGAAUAUGACAUUUUCACGGAUCGUGUCUGUUGUUACUUAUAUUGUGAUAGUACUCUUUGGUCAGGAAAUACAAGGAGUUAUACGAAAUAUACGCCAUAGAACAUCAAAUGAUAUUUUCUUGGAUCCUUGCAAAGCAGUUGCAUUUUGGGGCGACAUAUCAUUAGCAGAUGAAGACAUAGAAUUUUACAGAAAUCGACAAAACAGCAGCAGGGAUUCAUUAAAUGAACAAUAUGAACUUCAAGUUGAAGAUCCAGGUGCUGCAUCACAGUAUAGUGACAAAGAAUAUUAUUCUAGAAUAGAGAAAUAUCUUUCCAGAAAAGACAUAGAUAAACCCAAAGGUGAAAAUAAAAAGAAUAAAAAGUCAAAGAAACACAAGAAAAACAGAUGUCCUAAAGGGGAUAAAAAAUGCAGAGCAAUACGUCGAAAGCAAAGAAAGGAGGAAAAAUUAAAGAGAAAGGAAGAGAGAAGACAAAGAAGACUUCUCAAAAAACAAGAAAGACUCAGGAAAAAGCAAAAGUUAUCAAAGUUAAAAAGAGAUUCAAAAAAUGAUAAAUUGGUCAAAUCCCGAACUAAGAGAGCAGCUACCGCAAGGCCAGAAAGGUUGUGGGAUUAUGGUGUCAUUCCUUAUGAAAUAGAGGCCAACUUUAGUGGUCAGCACAAAGCCCUGUUCAAGCUAGCCAUGAGACACUGGGAAAACUACACCUGCAUAUCUUUUGUAGAAAGACAACCCGAACACAAAAAUUACAUUGUGUUUACAGAGAGACCAUGUGGGUGUUGCUCUUUUGUGGGUAAGCGAGGGAAUGGUGCCCAGGCCAUAUCAAUUGGAAAAAAUUGUGACAAAUUUGGGAUCGUUGUGCAUGAGUUGGGCCAUGUGGUAGGAUUCUGGCACGAGCACACUCGCCCUGAUCGGGAUCAGCACGUGCAAAUUAUCUACAAAAAUAUCAUGCCGGGCCAGGAGUACAAUUUUAACAAGCUAACAGAGAGCGAGGUGAACUCUCUCGGAAUGGCCUACGACUACGGCAGCAUUAUGCACUAUGCUAGGAACACCUUUGCUAGGGCGACCUACGUGGACACCAUCUUACCUCGGAAAAAGCCAGAGAUGAUUGUCCGUCCAGAGAUUGGACAGAGAGUCAAACUCAGUCCAGGGGAUGUGGCACAAGCCAACAAACUCUAUAAAUGUCCAGCAUGUGGACGCACACUUCAGGAAUCUAUAGAUAAAUUUUCAUACACCCCAACCCCUGGCCAACCAGCAACAUGUCAGUGGAGAAUCUCAGCCACUCAUGGGGAGAAAAUUGUCUUAAAUCUGACCGAGCUGGACAUCCCAGGCUCUGUCCAAUGUGAGAAGCACUACCUUGAAGUCAGGGAUGGACAUUUUAUCAUGUCUCCUCUCUUAGGUCGGUUCUGCGGAGACAAUGCCCCCACCACACUUAUAUCGACAGACAGCAGAAUGUGGCUCGAGUAUCACACCUCAGAUGGAAAUGGGGGUACAGGCUUCUCUGCUCAGUAUGAAGCUAUUUGUGGUGGUGAGAUCCACAAAGAUGUGGGUCAGCUGACCAGCCCUAACUACCCUGAUGAUUACAAGUCUAACAAGGAAUGUGUCUGGAAAAUCACGGUGGACAAGGACUAUUCUGUAGCUCUCAAAUUCCAGUCAUUCGAGAUUGAGAGCCAUGAUGACUGUGUGUAUGAUUACCUAGAAAUCCGAGACGGACCUGACCCUACCUCUAAAGAACUUGGCAGAUUCUGUGGAUACAAGAUCCCUGAAGAUGUCAAGUCCUCAGGAAACACACUCUUCGUUAAAUUUGUCUCAGAUGGUUCCGUUCAAAAAUUAGGCUUUGCAGCCUCAUUUGUGAAAGAGUAUGAUGAGUGUGCGACAGAUCAUCAUGGAUGUGAUCAUAUCUGUGUCAACACCCUGGGCAGCUUCAAAUGUGAAUGUAAAAUUGGGUAUGAACUACAUUCUGAUGGCAAAAAGUGUGAAGAUGCUUGUGGGGGCUACAUUGAUCAGGCCAAUGGCACCAUACAGAGCCCCUCCUUCCCUGACCUGUACCCUCCCAACAAGAACUGUGUAUGGCAGAUCGUGGCCCCAGACCAAUAUCGUAUCACCCUCAACUUCUCCCACUUUGAUAUGGAGGGCAACAAUCAAGACUGUGAGUAUGAUUCAAUUCGUGUGAGCAGUGGAGUGGGACGGGAUUCAGUCAUCCACGGAAUUUACUGUGGAUCUACUCUUCCUUCCUCCAUCACAUCAGAGAGUAAUACAUUAAGGAUUGAGUUCAACUCAGAUAACUCAGUCCAGAAAACUGGAUUCCAUGCUCGCUUCUUCACUGAUAAGGAUGAGUGUGCUGUAAACAAUGGUGGCUGUCAGCAUGUUUGUAAGAAUACAGUGGGAAGUUAUGAGUGUGCCUGUCACAAUGGAUUUACUCUUCAUGAGAACAAACACGACUGUAAAGAAGGGGGAUGUCAGCACAAGAUCAAAGAUCCGGAGGGAGAAAUCAGCAGUCCCAACUGGCCUGACUUUUACCCCAGUCGUAAGGACUGUGUGUGGCACUUCACCACCACCCCUGGGCACCGAGUCAGACUCACCUUCAUCAACUUCGAACUGGAACCACACCAGGAAUGCACGUACGACCAUAUUGAAGUGUUUGAUGGCAAAAACAUUAACAGUCAUAGUCUAGGGAGAUACUGUGGCAGCAAGCUCCCUCAUCCUAUAACCUCCAGUGGUAAUGAGAUGUAUAUGGUUUUCUACUCAGAUGCCUCAGUACAAAGGAAAGGAUUCCAUGCAAGUCACAAGACAAUUUGUGGAGGAGUCCUUGUUGCCAAGGAAACCAGUACACGCUUGUUUUCACAUGCUAAACAUGGUGACCAGAACUAUGACAACAAAAUGGAGUGUGAAUGGCAAAUUGUAGCCAGCCCUGGACAUCAUGUCAAAUUUAAGUUUGACACUUUUGAGAUUGAGGAUGAAAGUGAUUGUGGGUAUGACAAUGUAGAGGUGUUUGAUGGGAAAGCAGAUACAAGUCCUGGACUGGGAAGAUUCUGUGGAAGCAAGGUUCCAGAUGAAAUAAUUUCUUCUGAACAGAAUCUACUAGUGAGGUUUAAAUCUGAUGACACAAUCAACUGGAAGGGCUUCUCUGCCACAUACCUGGAAGUUCCCUCCAAAAACCAGGGGUCAGGGGUCAUUAAACCACUUCCUAUGUCGUAGUCAGGGGUCAAUUCAGACUUGGAAACCACUUAGUUUCCAUGAAAAUAAUGCAGAUUUUCAUGAUCAUAUUGUGAUAUGACAGAAAUUAUAAUAGUAUGAAUGGAAAAUUCAUAGUAUUCUGUAUAUAGUUGUCCAUGAUUCUUUGCUGUAAAAUCAACAUUGUGAACUCAUGUGAAACUUCAUAUUUGAGAUUGUUUCACAGGGUACAAAAAAAUUAAAAGAGUCAAUUGUAUAUACAUAAUGAUGGUUAAUGGCCGUAAAGAUUCUUCAUUUGAAUUGAAGUAUAUUAUUUCAGUUGUGUAUAUAUGUGAAUUGUGUAGGACUUUAUAUAGUAUUAAGUUAUUGUUUUUGAUGUACGUACUAAUAAUUAAUUGAUUUCUGUUGUUAACAUGUCUUAUUGCAUGUUCUUAUGAAAAUGUUUAUGAUCAAGAUAUUUUAAUAUGCAGGGAUGACAUCUGGACUUUAUUUGUUGAUAUUAUUUUUAUGUUUACAUGAAAAAGGAGUUUUACCAGGAAUAUAAAUACGUUGAAAUAUUUCUGAUAUUACUUUUAGUAGACUGUUAAAAUUUGUCAGCAAAAAAAUAACCAGAUACACUUGCAUCUGUGCAUUUUUUGAAAAAGAUUAUUGUUUUACUUAUGCUUCAUAUAGUGUCAGUUAAAACACCUUUCUUGAAAUCUGAAGGGAAAAGGUGGGUUUUUUUUUUUUUUCAAACAUGGCUUAUUUAGCCAGAGUAUAAUAGUGGAGUUGUGAGAAGAAAAUAAACUUGAAUAAAAAAAUUGUUUGUUAAUUUCAAAAUAAGUUAAUAUCUUAAUGUACAUGUAAUAAUUUUGAGGCUCUUUUCCAUUAGCAGAUAUAUUUGCAGUCCGCAAUUGUUUAAGAUUUUAUUAAUAAACAUAUUUCAAGUACAUUUUAAAAAUAUAUAUUUAUCUUUCACUUUUUAUUAUACUUGUAAUUAUUUACAUUAUUAUUUUGAAGUUCUUAAGAUUUUGCAUAGGAAUAUUUAAAUAAAACUCUAUUUUGAACACAUAUCUAAUGAAAAUGUUAAAACCAUUAGAUUCAUUUAAUCAGAGGCUGAUUUUUCUUUGUAUUUGUAUUUUUUGAUGGUGAUUAAGUAUACUUUUGAAAUUUGUUCAAUGUUGAAUUGUGUACAUUUUUUCAAGAAGAAAAUAAAUUUCUUUUAAAAAUG
Saccostrea cuccullata (small rock oyster) is the source of this 4621-nucleotide messenger RNA. RefSeq names its product tolloid-like protein 1. Gene Ontology annotation, biological process: proteolysis. Gene Ontology annotation, molecular function: calcium ion binding; zinc ion binding; metalloendopeptidase activity. The record is from RefSeq and is a predicted model, not a curated record. Bases 247 to 3435 code for a protein of 1062 amino acids. The transcript is spliced from 18 exons. NCBI's taxonomy places the organism in Eukaryota, Metazoa, Mollusca, Bivalvia, Ostreida, Ostreidae.